Rattus norvegicus (Norway rat) is the source of this 3770-nucleotide messenger RNA. The record is from RefSeq and is a predicted model, not a curated record. Lineage: Eukaryota; Metazoa; Chordata; Mammalia; Rodentia; Muridae.
GCCCAGGUUUCUUUUCACCACCCCUCGACUCCGCGCCCCUAAACCAAGGGUCCUAGGUUGGAUAAAGAGGGCCGGGAAAGGAGGAUUAGCAUCAGUAGCCAAUCGGGACUCGGCGUUGUGCCCAGCCAAUAGGGGCGGUCGCUUGGGGCUUAGCCAAUCGGGCUCCGCGAGGAGGCUUGAGUCAGAGUUUGCGCCAGUCGCCCUGAGGUGACAGCCAUUGUGCGACGUCUUGGAGAAGCCAUGGGACGGCAAUGGGGACCGUCUUUGAGAGUGGCAGAGCAGGCGGGUUGCGUAGUGAGCGCCUCGCGAGCAGGACAGCCCGAUGCGGGCUCGUGGAGCUGCAGCGGGGUGAUCCUGAGCCGCAGCCCAGGCCUGGUGCUGUGCCACGGGGGCAUUUUCACCCCCUUCCUCAGAACUGGUAGCGCGGCUUUGACCCAAACGGGAGCCGCCUUCCUACCGGGCGACAGUUGCAGCGAUGACCUGCGCCUCCACGUGCAGUGGGGACCCACGGCUGCCAGCCCCGCCGGCCGCGCGGACCAGGAACUUCCAGGGCUGUGCACGCCUCAGUGCGCAAGCCUGGGCCUCGAACCCGGUGCCCCGAGCCGGGCCCGCGCGCGGCCUCUGCAGCCUCCGCGGCCGGCGCAGCUGCUGUUGCUGCUCAGCUGCCCGGCCUUCCGCUCGCACUUCGCGCGGCUCUUCGGGGCCGAAGCGGCGGAUCAAUGGCACUUCGUGAGCUCGGCGCCCGACGACGCGGUGUCAGAGGAGGAGGAGGAGGAUCAGCUGCGCGCGCUCGGCUGGUUCGCCCUCCUGCGGGUGCAGCGGGGCGCGGCGGCCGAGGAGAGGCGCGGGCCGGCGGUGACCGUGGCACCGCUCGGGGCCGUGGCCAAGGGCGCACCGCUGCUGGCUUGUGGCUCUCCGUUCGGUGCCUUCUGCCCGGACAUCUUCCUCAACACGCUGAGCCGGGGCGUGCUCAGCAACGCGGCCGGUCCGCUGUUGCUCACCGACGCGCGCUGCCUGCCGGGCACAGAAGGCGGCGGAGUGUUCGCGGCCCGACCUGCGGGCGCGCUGGUGGCUCUGGUGGCCGCGCCUCUAUGCUGGAAGGCCCGCGAGUGGGUGGGCCUCACGUUGCUGUGCGCCGCUGCCCCUCUGCUUCAGGUUGCUCGCUCGGCUCUCUCUCGCCUGCAUCCGGACUCCACCUCUCUGUCCGCGCUGCUGCCACCCGAAGUGGGCGCGCCAAGGGGCCUGUCCCUACGAGAUCUCGGAUCCUCGUGGGCAGCCGCGGCGGUGCUGGUGGAGUGUGGUGCCGUGUGGGGCUCCGGAGUGGCUGUGGCGCCUCGCCUGGUGGUGACCUGCCGUCAUGUGGCACCCCGGGAAACAGCCAGGGUCUUGGUACACUCAGCUACACCCAGGAAUGUGGCAAUCUGGGGACGAGUGGUAUUUGCCACUCAGGAGACCUCUCCAUAUGACAUAGCGGUGGUGAGCCUGGAAGAGGAACUGAAUGGUGUCCCCGUGCCUGUCCCAGCUGAGCACUUCCAUGAAGGCAUUGUUGCUAGCAACACUCGGGACAACAACACGGGGGCCACCUACCCACACCUGAACUUCAGCAUCCCCAUCACCGUGCUCCAGCCGGCCCUGAAGCAGUACAGUCAGACUGGUGACCUGUGUGGCCUCAGAGAGCUGGACCACACCACUGAGCCUGUCAGGGUCGUGUGGCGGCUGCAGCGGCCCCUGCCGGAAGCCCCCCGGAGCAAGCUCUGAGACUGUGCCUCCCUGGAAGAAAGUAGACCACUCUAUGCCAUGGGAAGUGUGUUGGUGUGGCAGCUGUGACAUCUAAGUCAUCUGCCGGGACAGCCCAAGCCCCCUCCUCGUCUUCACCUACAUGAGCAAACUUCUGUGCAACUGUGGGUCCCUGAUCAACUUUGGGGUGCUUUCUUGAGCCUAUCCCAUCGUUUCCCAGAAUUAGACUCAGCAAUGCCGUCGUCCUUCUGGGGGUUCUAUCCUUUGGGUAGGUACCGGUUUGGCAUUUCUGUGCCUCAUAACCCCUGGCUACCCAAAAUGGUUACACUACAGCCAAGGGCUCUUGCCUGGUACUCUGUACUCAGAGAACUCUGCGUGGAAGCCCAGAGUCCUAGUGGUCAGUAACAGGAGUGUUUUCCCGUUGCCAUAGUGAUAUGUAGGCAAAUCCCUGAGAGCCACCUGGGCCUUAACUCUGACACAGUGCCUUCGUUUUUGAGCCUGGGACUUGGCGACCUGUAGGUGGUGUGUGCAGUCAGAGCUAGGGAAUAAACAAUUUGAAUGGCCUCACUUCUAUCUAGCUAUCAGCCACUUUUCCUUAAACGCACAGUGGGGAACAUGCCAGGACCUGGCAGGGAAACACUCUCUUUCGCUUGGGCUCCCACUAGGUUUCAUCUCCCUGUGGUUGUCUGCCAGCCUGGCCCAAAGCUGUACUCAUCCUUCAUGCCUGGACAUGUGGGUCCUAGAAAGGGCUGGCAGUGGGUGUGUGCAGAAUGCCCUUGGUGUGCGAAGUCCAAAAUGGGCCCUAGGUGUGGAUAGAGGGGGGCCAAAGUGACUGAAGAGGACUGCGGGUGUAGGCUGGUGCUGGAUCACUUGCUGGAUCCCCUGUGUCACAGAAAACACCAAAGCAACAACAGCAACCGGAAGUGCCCGGGGGCUGCAAAUGUGGCUCUGUUGACAGAAUGAUUGCAUAAAAAGCACAGAGCUGUGGGUUCGAUCCUCAGCACCGAGUGCGGAAGCCCAUGCCUGCACGGCUGACACUAGGUGAACGAAGGCAGGAGGAUCAGGAUUUAGGAGGUAAAGGCAGGAGUUCUCUGAGUUAAGAGGCCAGCCUAAUUUGUAUACCAAGUCCCAGACCAGUUAGGACUACAUAGUGAGACCCUGUCUGUUGGAAACAAGCACACAUACACACCAUGAUAUGGAUUGAGGUGGGGUGUGUCUGUAUUCUGGCCACUGAUUGGGGGUCUUCUUGCUGCUUUAGGCAUCCACAAAUUCAAAGACAAAGUCCCUUGUCAGGUGAUGAGCCCUGAUUUCUGGUUUUAAAGACGGUGAGGCAUGACAGAGGGGUGCCUACAGAGACCCUGUCCUGGAUUAAGUAUUCUGUUUGGGAAUAAGGUGUUGGUAACUACCAGAAAGCCUUUGAGGGGCUGGCAAGAUGGGAGAGGCCUAAUGACCUGAGUCCAAUUUCUAGAAGCAAUAUAAGGGUGGAAAGAGAGAACUAACCCCACCGAGUUAUCCUCAGAGCCCCGAUACGUGUGCCUGUGCAUCCUGCACACAUGUACACAAGAGUAAGAAACUCUUGCCUUUCAAGCUUUGAGACAGUCCUUAGAGGUAGGGGAAGCAGGCUCUGACAGGCUAUGUUAAUUUUCUCAUCAUGACGGCAGAAUGCCUUGUGUAAAGUCAGUUUUAGGUGUAUCCAUCUAUCAUAGAGGAAAAGGCUAUGUGGAACAGAGCAGUCCACACCACUGCAUACAGGGAAAGGAGCCAGGGAUAUGACCCCAGGCAUGACCCCGCCUCCACGGUGCUGGAUUGUACACAAGUUACCGUACUUGCCAUGUGCGUGUGCGUGUGUGUGUGUGUGUGUGUGUGUGUGUGUGUGUGUGUGUGUGUCCUCACAUUCUGAGACAAGAUUUCUCUGUAACACAACCCUGACUGUCCUGGACUUUUUGAGACCAGGCUGGCCUUGAACUCACAGAGAGCCACUUGCCUCUGUUUCCUGAGUGCUGGGAUUAAAGGCAUGUGCUACCACUGGCCAA